AUGGCUCACGUCACCCUGGGAUGCUACCACCACGAUGGUGCAUACACACUGCUUGUCAAGCGCCCAAGUUUUGAGCGUGUGACUAUGGGGACGUUGCGAUGGUUCCCCAACGACACGCAACGUUUUCCCAGCGUCAAAGCCGAGCCGGAUUCUGACGAUUCUCCCUCCAUGUCUUCCUCUGCAGAAAAGUCGGUGCCCUUGCGCAUCCUCUACGAGAAAUACGCUGGCUGCCUCACUGCGGACAACAUGAUCAAAGUCACGGCGGUCCUGCAGCAGGCAGAGAAUCAGAAGAUCCUGCUCCAGGUGCGGGACUUCCACGUCAAGAACCCCGACAUCAAAAUCCGGGUGUUGGGCGAGCCGAUGCAGAAGCGCAAACUGGUGGCCGAGCUGACCCUGACCAACCCCCUCCCCACCCCGCUGACCGGCUGCAUCUUCAUGAUGGAGGGGGCCGGACUGACUGAGGGACAGAAGGUCCAGGCGCU
Messenger RNA from Pseudonaja textilis, 482 nucleotides. Lineage: Eukaryota; Metazoa; Chordata; Lepidosauria; Squamata; Elapidae. The record is from RefSeq and is a predicted model, not a curated record.